Polypterus senegalus (gray bichir) is the source of this 2923-nucleotide messenger RNA. Its product is annotated as zinc finger protein OZF-like. Lineage: Eukaryota; Metazoa; Chordata; Cladistia; Polypteriformes; Polypteridae. Gene Ontology annotation, molecular function: DNA-binding transcription factor activity, RNA polymerase II-specific; RNA polymerase II cis-regulatory region sequence-specific DNA binding. Gene Ontology annotation, biological process: regulation of transcription by RNA polymerase II. The transcript has 3 exons. The coding region runs from base 486 to 2150 and encodes 554 amino acids. The record is from RefSeq and is a predicted model, not a curated record.
UCUACGCGCAGGCGCGCUCUUUGAGCGUGCCGUACUGUUGCUGGGAUUCGUCAGAAGACGCGUGCACCUUAAAUUAGUUCGUGGUGCCCGGUGCCUGUGUCAAACCUAUGAUCAUUAACUGUUUCAUUGUUUUGAUCUCCUGCUCUACAAAAUUCGGAAAGUGAAAAAGUUACUGGGAGCCUGUAGUCGAGAUUUCUAAUUGAAAAAGGAAGCGCUGCUGUGAAGGGAAGUCCGCCCUCCUGCAUUUCUCACACCGCGGUGGCCUGUUAGCGAGUGAGGAGCUAAAUCGACCAUAAACCUGAAGAAGAAUCAGGAAAAGGUGAAGUCGUAUGUUUUGUAUUAUCUUGCAUGGUGCUUCAGAGAUAAGUUGAGCUGUCAUGCACAGAAUUGUACCGCCCUAGUGAAGCCAGCACUGCGAUGGUUACAAAGAAAUCUGUGAAGAAAGCAGCACCUUAAACUACACGGUGAAUCUCAAAGAGGAGAGAAUGGCUCAUGUCAAACAAGAGGAUUGUGGGUGGAGUUCUGUACAUCUGACAGGUUUCAGCACAAAAGAGGAGAAUUCUGAAGAGAGCAUUUGUAUUUUUAAACAGGAAGACGAGACGACAUCUGUGAGCGUUAAAGCAGAGGAUUGUAAGCAGGACACUAUUAGCCCUGAAGUACAAAAGCACACCACAUUAAAUGUUUUGAAGGAAGACCCAUUGCCAAAACAUGAUUUUAGACCACCUUCGGGUUCAACAUCCCAAAGAGAAAUGUGUAUUUUAGGGUACAAGAGGAGGAAACUUCUUCGCAAGUCACAGUCUGGGGACAAAAAUGCAGUCAGAAAAGAGAAACCAGAAUCGUCUGCAGGGCCAUCUGGAAUAUGUUUGCAAGAGGACAACAACUUUUCUCCUCUUCAGUGCAGAUAUCCAGUGAAACAGCAUGGAGAAAAUAGGAAGAAUCUGACAUCUUGCUCAGAGAGUUUGAUACCCUCAUCUUUAAAGUGUAAUUCUUUAAGCAGUGAGAAUCUAAUAAGGUUAGAGAUCAUCAAUCCUAAUGAACAAAAGCAAAAUAGUAAGCCCCUGGCUUUACACGUUGGCCAAGAAAUCGUGAAGAAUUUGAGCUCCAAAACGGAUUGUAAAGAUCUGGAAAGUGUUCAUAUCGGAGAAAAGCCUCAGUGCUGGUCUGAAUGUGGUAAACAGUUCUCACAAAUCGGUGAACUUAAUGCACAUUUAAGAAUUCACACUAGAGUGAAGCCACAUUGCUGUUUAGAAUGUGGGAAGUCGUUCACAUAUUUAAGUCAUCUUAAAGCUCACAGAACAGUUCACACUGGCGAGAAGCCAUAUUUCUGUGCAGAAUGCGGUAAGCAGUUCUCACAUAGCACCAAUCUUCAUAGACACAGGAGAGUUCAUGCUGGUGAGAAACCAUAUUGCUGUGAUGAAUGUGGCAGACGAUUCUCACAGCCCGGUGAUCUCCGAGCCCACACCAGAGUUCAUACUAGAGAGAAGCCACAUUGCUGUUCUGAAUGUGGUAAAUGUUUUUCACGUAUUGGCAAUCUCAAAUCACAUAAAGUAGUCCACACUGGAGAAAAACCAUUUUGCUGUUCUGACUGUGGCAAGCAAUUUUCUCUGCUGGGUGAUCUUCAAAGACACAAGAAAAUACAUGCUGGAGUAAAGCCCCAUUGUUGUUCUGAAUGUGGCAAACGAUUCUCACAUGUAAGCAAUCUUAAGGUACAUUCAAGAGUUCACACUGGAGAGAAGCCGCAUUGCUGUUCAAAAUGUGGUAAACGAUUCUCCAACACAAGUGAUCUGCGGAGGCAUACCAAAAUUCACAGUGGAGAGAAACCUUACUGCUGUUUUGAAUGUGGGAAACAAUUUUCAACCUUCAACCAUGUCACAAGACACACAAAGAUACACACUGGGGAAAAGCCAUAUAGUUGUUCUGAGUGUGGCAAGCAAUUCACUGAACUACGCAAUCUUCGACGGCACACAAGAAUACACACUGGAGAGAAGCCUCAUUGCUGUACUGAAUGUGGUAAACGAUUCUUAUACAAAAGUAGUCUUCUGUACCACAGCAGAACUCACUCUGUAGAAAAUUCUCAACCGCCUUCAGGAUCCCACCAGAAAGAUCUGACCCAUGGACGACUUGGGAGUAGUAAACUGAGAGAGAGCUGAGAGACUAAUCAGGGCAACACGAUACAGUGUUCUCUAACACCGUAGUCCACAACAGAGAGAAAGUAGUGAAUCUUGAUAAAGAGGAGAUUCUGCUGAAAAUUGCACACUGCAUGGAUAGAAACACAAUGCUGAUGACCUUGAAUGUAUUCAUAGAAACUGGCCAGACAAUUUCCCUGCAUAUUACCCCAAACGUUAUGUUUAGGUAUGAGACAAGUCCCAGAAACCACCAGCAAGAACAAAAGAAAAGACAAUUAAAGUCAAACAGACCCCCAAUAAUUAAGGAGUACUCCAUGUUGUAAAUGGAAGGGCAGCAAGAAAUGAUCUAGACAUGCAAUUCAGGGCAUGUUAAAUGUGGAACAAGAAAACUUAAUGCUGUUACUCUUGAUGAAUGCCCGUGAUUUACCAAUUUAAAAAGAAAAGUACAAAAAACAAAACUCAAAGAAUUACCUCUUCUUUCAUUUUAAGAUGAACAGAUACAUGAUGGACUACAAAAUGGAUGCUGCAGAACUAAACAAAAGGCGUGAAAAAGGAGAAGGCAGUACUUCACCCAAUGGCCUUGGGAGCCAUUGGAUUAUACUUUUACAUAAUAAUCUAAGCACUUAUGUUUGGAAAGAAGACCUUAUAUAUAUAUAUAUAUAUAUAUAUAUAUAUAUAUAUAUAUAUAUAUAUAUGAGAAUAUGCCAUUCAGCCCAGGAAAGCUCGCUGUACUUAUCCACUUCAUUCUUCUAAAGUAACAUCAAGUUGAGUUUUGAAAUUCCUAACAUCUUACUGUC